AUGUCCAACAUUGUGAAUAUUGAAUAUAACCGUGUUACAAACACAACUUCCACUGAUUUCCCAGGUUUCUCUCAGGAUGGUGACAAUGCUUGGGAUGUUCAAAAAUUCAAGGACACUUUUGAUAUCCGCAUCUCUAGCAUAGAUGAAAGAGAUGCCAACUUCGAUUUGGUUCAUGUAGACACAUCCAUUGCCAAUGCUUUCCGUCGUAUUAUGAUCUCCGAAGUGCCAUCUGUUGCUGCCGAGUAUGUUUACUUUAUGAACAAUACAUCUGUCAUACAAGAUGAAGUUCUUGCUCACAGAAUUGGUCUGGUCCCAUUGAGAGUCGAUCCUGAUAUGUUGACUUGGGUCGAUAAAUCUUUAUCCGAUGAGGAAAAAUUUACUGAUGAAAAUACUAUUGUUUUAAGUUUAAAUGUUAAAUGUACAAGAAAUCCAGACGCUCCAAAGGAUUGUACUGAUCCAAAGAUUUUAUACAAGAAUGCUCACGUUUACGCUCGUGAUCUAAAAUUUGAACCACAGGGUAAACAAAAAGAAACAUUUGCCAGUCGUCCAGUGCUUGCAUGUGAUCCAGACAUUCUUUUGGCUAAAUUAAGACCCGGUCAAGAGAUCUCUCUAAGAGCACAUUGUAUCCUAGGUAUUGGUGGUGAUCACGCAAAAUUUUCCCCAGUAUCUACUGCCUCUUAUAGAUUAUUACCACAAAUUAACAUUACUGAACCAAUUACUGGAGACUCUGCUCGUAGAUUUCAAGAAUGUUUCCCAAAGGGUGUUAUUGGUAUUAACAGCAAAGGAGAAGCCUUUGUUGAAGAUGCUAGAAAGGAUACCGUUUCUAGAGAAGUUUUAAGACAUGAAGAAUUUGAAGGGAAAGUUAAACUAGGUAGAGUAAGAGAUCACUUCAUCUUUAAUGUUGAAAGUACAGGUGCGAUGACACCUGAAGAAAUUUUCUUUAAGUCUGUAAGAAUCUUAAAGAACAAAGCAGAAUAUUUAAAGAAUUGUCCAAUCAGUCAGUGA
Maudiozyma saulgeensis is the source of this 1005-nucleotide messenger RNA. The record is from the annotation of a GenBank genome assembly. NCBI's taxonomy places the organism in Eukaryota, Fungi, Ascomycota, Saccharomycetes, Saccharomycetales, Saccharomycetaceae.